This is a messenger RNA of Cornus florida, 1155 nucleotides long. RefSeq names its product V-type proton ATPase subunit D-like. The transcript is spliced from 2 exons. Gene Ontology annotation, molecular function: proton-transporting ATPase activity, rotational mechanism. Gene Ontology annotation, cellular component: vacuolar membrane; proton-transporting V-type ATPase complex. Lineage: Eukaryota; Viridiplantae; Streptophyta; Magnoliopsida; Cornales; Cornaceae. The record is from RefSeq and is a predicted model, not a curated record. Bases 222 to 1007 code for a protein of 261 amino acids.
AAAAAUUUAAUUUAAUGUUAUUUUAUUUUUCUCGCUAAGAAGAAACCAAAAAAACCAAUACUGCUAGUUCUUGAAAGAGUAGUGUACCAUCAUCAUCAAGAAGCCCUGAUCUGUUGUGUUGUGGGAUCACAUUCCGAUCCACCUUCUCGUUGCUGUGUUGUGAGAUCACAGGUCUGCGCCAUCAAAACAAUCCAAAGCCAAAUUGGAUUAUUUUUGACAAAAUGUCCGGCCAAAGCCAGCGCUUGAAUGUUGUUCCUACUGUCACAAUGCUUGGAAUUAUGAAAGCUCGCCUUGUUGGUGCCACAAGAGGUCAUGCUCUUCUCAAGAAGAAGAGUGACGCUUUAACUGUGCAGUUCCGGCAGAUUCUCAAGAAAAUUGUCUCAACAAAAGAAUCAAUGGGAGAUAUCAUGAAAACAUCCUCCUUCGCCCUAACUGAAGCCAAAUAUGUUGCUGGCGAGAACAUCAAGCACAUUGUACUUGAAAAUGUCCACAAUGCAUCCCUUAAAGUUCGAUCCCGGCAAGAAAAUGUUGCAGGUGUCAAGCUCCCCAAGUUUGAGUAUUUCACUGAAGGCGAGACAAAGAAUGCCCUGACUGGAUUAGCUAGAGGUGGGCAGCAGGUGCAAGCCUGCCGUGCUGCUUAUGUGAAAGCGAUCGAGGUUCUGGUCGACCUUGCUUCUCUCCAAACGUCAUUCUUGACACUCGAUGAGGCAAUCAAGACUACAAAUCGUAGGGUCAACGCGUUGGAGAAUGUUGUGAAGCCGAGGUUGGAGAACACAGUAACUUACAUCAAGGGGGAGCUAGAUGAGCUGGAAAGGGAGGAUUUCUUCAGACUGAAGAAGAUACAAGGUUAUAAGAAGAGGGAGAUAGAGAGACAGCUUGAAGCUUCCAGGCAAUUUGCGGAGGAGCAGAUUGCAGAGAAUAUUUCUUUGCAGAAAGGGAUUUCAAUUAAUUCAGCCCAUAGCUUCUUGUCUGAUGCAAUGCAGAAAGAUGAGGACAUUAUUUUCUGAUGUGGAGGUUAUUUUUCAUUUGCUUUCUAUUAUGUUGUUUUGCUUUGGCUCCGCUAUUUGUUAUUUAUUGAAUUAGGUGGAUGAGAGAUUUAUUUUGAAUAAAAGCUGCAUGUAUGUCCCAUUGAUUAAAUCAAAGUAUGCAUAGCCA